AUGCUGCCAUUUCCCGACUUCGUCUGCAGGUAUAUGGACAAUCCAAAAGCCAAGUGUAACGUCCAACUGGACCUCGACAAUCCUGAGCGAACGGCAGAGUUGUUACUAGAGGAGGGAAACAACGGCGCUGCGAAGACCCCAGAUAUGAGGGGGGUUCCCCAAAAAGAGAUGUACGAGAUCAAUGAGAAGAAUGAUGCGGAAAUCUCACCCAAAUUGAAGUACUACAACAGCUUCACCGAAGACCUCGCCCAAACAUUCAAUGCCGCCGCCAAGAAAUACGGUACAUCCACUUACAGCGAGGUCUACAAGGAACUUGCUGCUGUUGAGCCUCUUUUGAAUCGUAUUCUCAAGGUACGUUCAGAGGAUAUGCAGACAAAGCAAAAUAUUCGAAAGACUUUUGUGGAAGCCUUUAUGAAAGACAGUACUUUCAAAAGCUACAAAGGCUCAGUGGACCCUGCGGAUAUGCUGAAGAACGCAAAGCUCUGGCAAGUAGUCAAGAAAAAGCUGGGAAUGGAUAAUUAUCCAGAUGAUGAUCCUAGGAUCAUGAGAGGGUUAAAAGACUGGGUGGAUGGCAUAGGUGCUACAUACACAGUCAAACCGCAGCCUCUAUUUGGUAUCGUUGCGUAUGGCCACAUCUACGCUCUGAAGGGCUGGGAGGGGAUGAAAAGAAAUCUCCAGUGUCAGCUGAAAAGCAAGAAGUAA
Messenger RNA from Colletotrichum aenigma, 702 nucleotides. RefSeq lists its product as uncharacterized. The record is from RefSeq and is a predicted model, not a curated record. Lineage: Eukaryota; Fungi; Ascomycota; Sordariomycetes; Glomerellales; Glomerellaceae. The transcript has a single exon. Bases 1 to 702 code for a protein of 233 amino acids.